AUGGCCAAAAAGAAAGUGACCCACCAAUCUCAAGCCCAAAACCUCAAACACUCACCCAUGGCCUCCGACGACUCUGUGUCAAUGCAGUUUCAGAAUCUCAAAAACCUCAACGCCGUCCUUCUCAAAGAAACCACACACCACCGCCAGCAGAUUGACUCUCUUAACUCCGCCCUCUACUGCUCCGCCGUCGCCUCCGACGUCGUUUCCGCCUUCUUCCAGAGCCACGCCAGGGAACUCACCCUCCGCCUCCAUGCUCUUCUCGCCGAUAACCAAUCGCAGAUUGCGCGUCUCCGAAGCGAGACCAAGCUCUUGGAGGAGAAUGCCGUUAGAGAGAGCAACCUUCGCCUCGAGGCUCAGGAGUUGCUGUCUCAGACACAGAGAGCCGUUGAGGAACUCAACCGUCAGAGAGACUCGGCGCUCGAUAGUUCUCGCGAGGCGGUUGCGGUUAUCGAAACGUUGAAGCGGGAGAUUGAUGAUGUCACCAGGGAGAGAAACGAGAUCCGAAGCGUGAACCAAGGUUACGAGAAGGAGCUCGCUGCUCUGACGCAUUUGAACGAGUGUUUGAAGAAGGAGGAGGUGUUCGCGCGUCAGAAGAUUCUUCAAGUGGAGGAGAAUCUCGGCCUUGCGCUGCAGAAGGAAGAGGAGAUGGCGCUGGAGAUUGGUGUUUUGCUGAAGGAGAAGAAGGAGAUGGAGAACACUGUUGAGGUGUUGACUCAGCAAAACUGUGGCGUUUUGAAGGAUCUAGAUGAGGUUCAGAGAGAGUUGAUGGAGAAGAAGCACGAGCUUGAUGAGGCGAUUAGACUGAGCGAUGAAAUGGAGCAGGUGAAGGUUAAUUGCGAGAGUGAAAUCGUUGAGUUGCGACGAUUGGUGGAUGAGUCUAGGGCGUCUUGUAAGAAGUUUGAAGAAGUGAACGAGCAAUUGCUUUCGGAAGUUAAGCGUUAUAGAGACGCUGUGGAUGAAGCUGUUCUUGAGAAGGAGAACAUGAAGAAGGUGUUUGAAGAGGAGAAUGAGAAGCUGCUGUUGGAAGUUAAGCGUUGUGGAAAUGCUGUUGAUGAAGCUGUGUGUGAGAAGGAAAGCAUCGAAAGGGUGCUUGAUGAGGAGAGGAAGAAAGUGGAGAAGUUGAAGUUGGUGGUUGCAGAAACCAAGGAAUCGAGUGUGAAAAUCGAUGCUGAGUUGGGUAAGGUGAAAAGUGAAAGAGACAAGCUUGUUGAAAAGGAGAAGAUGCUCGAAGGCAAUGUGAAUGUGUUGAGGGAGAAGAAUGAAGCAUUGCAGAGUAAGCUUGAAGAUGCACUGACAUUGUUGAAGACUACUGCUGCCACCCUUGUGUGUCAAGUCAAGGACAGAGGGGAGGAAGCCAUGUCUGAUGAGAAUGUUGUUGAAGAAAUGGACCCUUAUGUACAAGAACUUGAUGCAAUAAAGAAGGCAUUCAAAAGCAAGGAUAAGACUGUGGAUGAUAUGAAGAAGCAACUUGUGUCACUGAACCAGUCUGUGGUACGUGCACAAAAGAGUAAGAAUUUGUGGACUGUAAUAUCCUCUGCAACUACCCUUUUUGUUGCUGUGUUAACUGCUUAUGUUGCUAGAGGUCGCUGA
Cajanus cajan (pigeon pea) is the source of this 1590-nucleotide messenger RNA. NCBI's taxonomy places the organism in Eukaryota, Viridiplantae, Streptophyta, Magnoliopsida, Fabales, Fabaceae. The record is from RefSeq and is a predicted model, not a curated record.